Messenger RNA from Anopheles marshallii, 3297 nucleotides. Its product is annotated as protein kinase C-binding protein NELL1-like. Lineage: Eukaryota; Metazoa; Arthropoda; Insecta; Diptera; Culicidae. Gene Ontology annotation, molecular function: protein binding; calcium ion binding. The record is from RefSeq and is a predicted model, not a curated record. The transcript has 14 exons. Bases 1 to 3297 code for a protein of 1098 amino acids.
AUGACCAAGCAGCUCUGGAACUGCGAUACAUCCUGGCGAUGUGUCCAGGCAUUGGCAGUGAUCCUGACCAUCCUGCUAUUGCCCGGUACAGGUGGUGCGCUGGAUCCCGGCAUCGAUUUAUUGGACGCUUUAAAUCUACACUCAAACUUGUCCCAAUACCCAGGUGUAACGAUUACACCUUCCAGAGUUUUUCAUUUGUCAGGUCUCGAUCGAAAUCUUGUUCUUCCGGCUGCGGUUUUUCACCGGGCAGUCGAGCAGAUGAAAAAAUCACCAGAGUUCACCUUUUCCGUUGUCCUCAAACAAGAGCAGUCAAACUCUGGGACCAUAAUAUCAUUUUCCAACGGAAUUAAUAGGUAUUUAGAAUUACAAUCAAGUGGAAGACGUGACGAAAUACGUUUUCAUUACACACACAUAACAGCAGCGGGUGCAACGCAGAUUCUAACGGAAACGUUUCCGUAUCGACUAGCGGACGAUAUCGAGCACAAGGUGUCGCUUACAGUCAGCGGCACUGAAAUGCAACUAUUCAUCGACUGCCAUCCACUGUAUAAAAGAGUGACACAUUUUUUACCAGAUAGAAAUUUUAGUGCUUCCAAUAUGCAAUUAUUCGUCGGACAAAGAAACUCAAAUAGUCAUUAUUUAUUUAAGGGAGAAAUAAAAGAUUUACGUCUUAUCACUGGGUCUUAUGGUUAUUUAUCUCAAUGCGAGUUGAUGGACGCACAAUGUCCUACCUGUGGACAGUUCUUAGAGUUAGAAAAUGCUUUAUUAGAAUUAAAACAAACAAUGUCGCUGUUAACAAAAAGGCUAGUGGAAGCAGAGAAGCGCGUCUCAUAUAUUGAGGAAUGUGAUUGUAAAAAAUCAUGCUUAAUAAAUGGUACAACUAAAAAUGAUGGUGAUGCCUGGGAUAUUGGGUGCAGUCGAUGUGAAUGCAAACAAGGCAUAGUCAAAUGUGGUCCAAGACCAUGUCCAGAAGUUAAAUGUAAACAUCCAGUAUUAAAAGAGGGCGAAUGUUGUCCUGUCUGUUUGAAAUCUUGUUACAUUACUAAGAAAGACUUUGAGCAUGGCGAAAUCCAAAUCCUUGGUUGUAGAAACUGUUCGUGCGUUGAUGGUAACAUGCACUGCGAAUUCCUGCAAUGUCCCGAGCUAAAAUGUCCACCGGAGCAACAAAUGUCUGUGACGGAUGAAUGCUGCAAAUUUUGUCAAGAUACUCCACAUAGGCGAAAAGUACGGCCACACAAGCGACCGCAUGGCGGUGGUGGUGGCGGCGGCGGUGGUAAUAGGAGACAACACCACAAGAAUUCUACUCACAGAAACAAACAUUCAAAGAAAAAGAAGCACGAACAAGCAUUACAGUUGCAAACAACCGAAGAUGUGGAUGAGUGCACUCAGCAGGGUGGUCUUAAUGGUAACCACUGUCAUCUGAACACGCGAUGUGUGAACACGUUUGGUUCGUAUAUUUGCGAAUGUUUACCUGGCUACCGAAGACAAGACAAGUUUAACUGCGUGGAGAUGGACGAAUGCAAAUCUGGCGAGCACAAUUGCCACGAGAAUGCCGAUUGCAUUAACACAUUAGGUUCUUACCAUUGCCAAUGUAAGGAGGGCUACACAGGCAACGGACGCGAUUGUAAACCCAUGUGCAAUCAAACUUGCUUGAAUGGUGGCGAAUGCCGCUCACCUAAUGUCUGUACAUGUCGCACGGGAUACAUUGGUGAAUCGUGUGAAAAAGACCUGGACGAGUGUGCAACAGGUCUGCAUCGAUGUAAGGACACGACGGAUUGUGUAAAUAUGCCGGGCUGGUAUUUCUGCAAGUGCAAGGCUGGAUUCGAAACCAAAGGCAAAGAAUGUGUAGAUAUAGAUGAGUGUUACCUCAAUACGCAUAGCUGUCAUCCGACAGCCCGGUGCGUUAACACACCGGGACAUUUCAAAUGUGAAUGUCCGUCCGAAGGCGAUCCGGAAUGUAGAUUAAGUUGUAUGUUCGAAGACCGUGAACUGCGAGAUGGUGACAAAGUAUCACCCAGUAACGCGCCAUGCAAAAUCUGUACCUGCUCAAAAGGUGUGAUCAGCUGUGUGGAGCCUCCGUGCAACUGUUCUUCAUGGCACCCAGGGGUCGUCAGUGAGUUAUGUUGCCCACAAUGCGAUCCAAAACAAUCUUGCCAGCAUCAGGAGCUACAGCAUGUCACGUUUCGCAGUGGCGAGCAGUGGAUAUAUCAAUGUCAAACAUGUGAAUGUUUGUAUGGCGAAUUUGACUGUUGGAAACUUGAUUGUCCUCCACUCACAUGUGAUAAUCCGAUGCCGGCCGGACCGGCAGACUGCUGUCCACGAUGUCCAGAUGACAGGUGUGGGUUUGAGAACCUUACCAAACUAAUCGCGAGCAAUAGCGCUGAAGAAGUCGGUGUCGGAACAACAUGCUUGUACGGAAAUCACGUAUACCCGCCUGGACCAUUUAAAUAUCCGUCCAGAGAAUGUACCACCUGUUCCUGUAAGGUCCCCUACUGUGCCCUACUGAACGGCAAAAUCACCUGUCAUUACGACGAUAACUGCAGUAUUGCUGACAAUCGUGGUGCACUACGAAUGGUGGAAGAGCUUAAUGCGAACAAUAGGCUCAACCCUAGCUCUUCUAAUUAUAAAUCAUCGCAAGCAGCGACCCCAAAGAUGUUGGUGCACUCACAACAGCAGCAUCAUCAUUUGCCACACAGGACUGCAGCGAUCAAUAGUUUAUCAAAAGCAGCUAGCCGGCCUGGCAGAAGCAACAAAGCAAUGCCAACAGAAGCAGCAAAGGCAGGAGAUGCAACUUCAACUAGUACGGCAACAACAUUUGAAAGAAGCACAAUUAGUAGUAAACAACAUUUUAAUCACGCAUCAGAUGAAACAUCAAUUGCGCGGACUUUCGCUAUCGGCUGGUCUAAGAUCAAUGCAGAUUUCAGUGCAGAACCAGUCGAAUCACAGUAUGCCGCAGGAUCCAUUACAGUUCCAGCAGCAACCAGCGGUUCUGGACAUUCUACUAAAGCAGAUGUACCAUCGGGCGACGAAAACAUACUGCUCACGGCACCGGCAAAAACGAAUCAUAUACAACAUAAUCCUGACAAUGGAGGACUUACAAUUGAAGCUGAAGACGGAUCAUCUUCUAGAAGGCAACAAGCAGCCAACACUGUUGCAACAACGCCACAGACCCCAGCAACGAAUACACACAAAAAACGAUCAUUACUGCAAAUGUUCCCAAUUUUCGAUUCGAUUAGUGAUUUGGACGGUGAUUUAGUAGCCCCAACCCGGCGUAAUACGAAGCACAGAGAACGUGGAUAA